Python bivittatus (Burmese python) is the source of this 732-nucleotide messenger RNA. RefSeq lists its product as uncharacterized. NCBI's taxonomy places the organism in Eukaryota, Metazoa, Chordata, Lepidosauria, Squamata, Pythonidae. Gene Ontology annotation, cellular component: membrane. The record is from RefSeq and is a predicted model, not a curated record.
CACUCAGAAAUAAUUCUGUUUAAGAACCAGAGAAAAUUCUCAUUGUUCCAUAAGAAAAGUUUGACGGUGGAAGAAAAAGGACCAUGAAAGUCAUCCAAUAGCAACUGGGGUGGUGGAGCGUGGAGAAGUAAGGAAGAAGGAGAAGCAGGAAACACAAAGGCCGGUGCUAUGAAUCCACCACCAUACUCAGAAAAGGAGCCCCCUUCCACUCCCGUUCUGAACCAUCCUGCCGGACCUCCAUACCCUAUGGAUAAUACAGCACCUUCUGCCAUGCCACCCCCGUACCAACUUUUUUGUAACUCCCCUGGUGUAGGACCAAGCCAAGACCUGUUUGUUCAGCCUCAGCAAGCCAUAAUCAUCACCCCAGUCCAGCCAACUAAUGAACCUGAUUUCUUGGCCUACUCCAUCUUCACCAUGCUUUGCUGCUUUCUACCCCUGGGUAUCGCUGCCUUGGUUUUCUCAAUACAGACUCGGCAAGCUAACAAAAUUGGGGACAGAACAGCUGCUCGGCGACACUCCAUGUUGGCACGCUCCUUCGCCCAUAUAGCUCUGGGGGUUGGGAUCCUAUUAACAUUUGUGUACAUCACCGUGCUUGCAGUCCUUUUAAGCAGAGUAGACAGUUACUAUCCUUAAGCCGCUAAAGAAACUGCAUGAGACUCAACUCACCUGAAAGAAUUCCCUGCUGAGAGCUUCUGGUGUUAUGCUAUUUAAAAAUUAAAGUUAAUGAACUCU